ACGAGUGCUGAAUAUCGAAUGGCUGAAAGGCACGCCCCCAUGUUCCUAUUAUCAUGGGCGCGGCUAGUCCUCGAAGAAUCGCUGCUAUUUUGCAUGUGCUAUAUAUCUCAGCUCUGAUCUCGUACUGAACUGAAGUAUGUCAGCUAGCAAGCAAGUGGCACUUGGAAGAAGGAAAUUUUUGUCUUAGCAAAAGCAAAACUGAGGUGACAAAUGAGAUCUGCCAGCUGCACACUCGGCUGUCUCCUAGCCGUGCUCAUGCCAACCAUCGUCAUAAGCUUCUAUGCACAACCUAAGGCUGUACAGUUCCUCGAGUCCCCGAGUCAUGUGACCAGCUGUCAGGGGUGUGGUCCCAUCGUUCUGCAAUGCAGUAUUGUCGCACAGAGCACGGUGGCCAAUGUGCCACGCCCACUUCUACAGUGGAUGGUCAAUGAAACUGAUUUAGUCUCUGAGGUCUUCUUAGAUGCGUCAGUCCAACUGCUUACAGAUGCUGACUCAGCAGUCACCACCUCACAACUUACACUGCCCACCCCCCACACGGGUCACAGCGGGAGGUACAGGUGUGAGGCUCGUGACGGCAGUGACCACACCCUCUGUGAAACCGUGCCUUGUGUGACGACUACCACUUUGAGCAACACAGCCAGCGUACAAAUACUAGCUGACAAUGUCUCCGUGGAAACCGUGGUGUACAGUGGAGACUGUGAACGAGCUGCACUUUUAUCAUGUGGUGUGCAGGGGGAUUUCCCCACUGUGUGGCUCAGAGACGGAGCUGUAAUACUACCAAACAACCAGACGGAAAACUUGCUACCAAAUGGAGACUUGUUGGUACAUCAUCAUGGCAACUCGUCGCACGUAUACAGCUGUAUUGGCGAGCUUCAAACCACAAACGCCACCCUCUCACAGUACGAGCUCCACACUGUCACACCUGUCACGAGCCUCACACCUCACACUAUCGUACAAGUACACAACUCUCUGCCUGUACUCUUGACCGGCGACGCCUCCACUCUAGUCUGCACGUACGAGCAACGAAAUUCAUCAUGUGAUCAUCCCUCUGUGCCGAGGUGGUACCACGAUGGGAGAGAGGUGAAUUCAGCAGAGUUGAUGCACGCUGGUCAUGUGAUACGACUGGAAAGAGUGGGCGUGGCUGAUGCUGGAGUGUACUGCUGUGUGAUGGAGGGGGUGGAGUCUUGUACUACGCUGGACGUUAUUGAGAAAACCAAUACAGACUCAUCCACUCGUUUCAUUGGCUCAACCGACACCACCCUCUACAUACCCGCCCCCCUCCACAGGCCACACCCUCUUUUACGCUGGUUCCACAACGGGCUUGAAAUUAAGUCCCACCAGGGCUUAUCAGCACUGAAUCAGACGUCAGAGGUGACCUCUGCCCUCUAUGGGAUAUACCAGCUCUUCAUUGAACAGCUGGAUGGGACUCUAACAGAGCUAACCCUAACAAGAGCCCUCCCUUAUGGCGUGUCCAAUCCUCCCGGACCCCCCACCCUGACGGAGGUACCUCGUUACAAUACCCCACUUUACCUGACAGCUGUACGAGUCUCGUGGACUCCGCCCCUUUACACUGGCGGAGUAGCCGACCCCUGGUUCAAUGUUAGACGCAUUGAAAACCGUUAUACGAAAAGUGUUAGUCGUACUCAGGGGAAUUCCCUUGUCAUUGGGUUGACGCUGUAUUCUUUUCACUCUGUGAGUGUGGGUGUGGUUUCAGACGAUGGAACAGAGCUUGGUGAAUGGGGAGUGGCCACGCCACUGGAUUUAUACACAUCAUACACAUCAUUGUGCGGAGGCAAUGCCUAUGCUCCACCUGAACUGUCUCUCUCCUGCGUCAAUGGCAGUGUUAACAUCACUCUAACUCACAUUAAACGCCCCCUGGUACUGUAUCGGACUGGUGGCUGCACGAGAAACAACCAGACAAUUCAUGUGCCAGGCGGCAGUGUUUCACUACUGGAGUCAGUUGCCGUGGGAACUCAGUGCGGGUUCGAGGGUGCGGCUACCCCCAUUUUUUACGACGAAUGCACGACGGGAGACAUGUGUCAGUGCUUUAACCCCUACAACCUGGAGUACACACCUCCAGUCUCCUGCAACGUGUCAGGUACGGUGACGUUCGACCAAUCAGAAUACACUGUGGACGAGGGUACAUCGGAGGUGCAGAUUUGUUUAACGGCACGCGGCUACGGCUUCUCUGUCAUCAUCGAAACAGAAGCUGCUACGGCAACAGCCUCUGAUGAUUACACACCAUUAAGAAGAGAGCUUGAGUUUACUGCCGAUGCCCUCACACAUUGUCUCAAUGUGAGUGUACGAGACGAUGUGGUGGUGGAGGGGGCGGAGUCUUUCCGUGUUACUAUGACAACUGACAACCCCCUGGUCGUCAUUCCCACUCCUUCGGCGACGGUCAAUAUUGUGGACAAUGAUUUUGUGGGUGUGUCCUUCAUUCAAAACUCCUCCCUUUUCUUGCCAGUCGACACCACCACAUUUGAGGUGUGCGUAUUCCUAGAGGGUCAACUUGAGAGAGAUGUCAGAGUCAACUUAACGUCUUCUGUUGAUGAUGGUGUUGAAGCCAGUGAGCUGCACUUCAAUAGCUCUCAAGUUAUCGUCUGCGUGAACAAUACUUACAACUCAACUGACGGAUACCUGCUAAUGCUGGUGACCUCUGACCCCCAGGUCAGCGUCUCAGAGACUGGUUUAUCAGUGUCCAUUCUCCAAGAGCAAAUCACAGAUACCUCAACCACACCUGCUACUGAUACCUCUACCCCUGCUACUGGUACCUCUACCGACAACUCCUCAACCACACCUGCUACUGGUACCUCUACCGACAACUCCUCAACCACACCUGCUACUGGUACCUCUACCGACAACUCCUCAACCACACCUGCUACUGGUACCUCUACCGACAACUCCUCAACCACACCUGCUACUGGUACCUCUACCGACAACUCCUCAACCACACCUGCUACUGGUACCUCUACCGACAACUCCUCAACCACACCUGCUACUGGUACCUCUACCGAGAACUCCUCAACCACACCUGCUACUGGUACCUCUACCGACAACUCCUCAACCACACCUACUACUGGUACCUCUACCGACAACUCCUCAACCACACCUGCUACAGGUACCUCUACCGACAACUCCUCAACCACACCUACUACUGGUACCUCUACCGACUACACCUCAACCACACCUGCUACUGGUACCUCUACCGACUACACCUCAACCACACCUACUACAGUGACUGAAGAUGCGAUUACAACAUCUCCCUCUGUGGUCAAUCGCGAGCUGGUUACCAUGACGACAGUCGGUGUUGUCACGGUGACUGCUCUAGCCGUAGUCAUUCUGACGCUCAUUGUAUUGCUGUGUGCUUGCUUUGCUUGGAAACGUUACAAGAGAAAGAGAUAUGAGAAGCAGAUUAGAAGAUUUGGAAAUAAGAAAGAGACGUUUUGCUCGGACUUUGAGGAUCCCGUGUCGAUUGGUCCCUGUGCUCCCGCCUCUGCCGACCCCGAUGACAUCACACUGUACAACGAGUUCUUCCCCGGAGGAGGCUCUGCCUACUCCUCUGCCCUCUCACUCGACAAGGCAGGAGGGGAAUUCCCCCUCGAGACUGGGGUCACUUCCGAGGAGAUUCUCGAGCAUUUGGUGCGAUAUACCUCGAGCCGUUAUCAGCAAGACAGCGGUAUAGGGGAGUAUCUCAGUCGACCAAUGAGCUGUGAUUUUGGGAGCGGAUUUUCCGGUCAGUCCUUCUCCUCCUAUGUACACUGCAAACAGUACAACUGCAUGUGUGGUACGUGCCUGGCCGGUCGGGCCGAGGGGAAGUCCCCAACAAUUGUGGGAAAGUCCCCACUAGAGACUGAUUGUGAAGACGUUUUUGUGUUCGUUACAACCUUAUCAACAUCUUUACCCGAACUCAGCUCAUGUGACAAUCAUGUGAACACCUCAUGAUCACUAUCUUUAUCAAUUUGUGCAGAUACAUAAAAUUGACUUAUAUGUAAUUUUUAUACAGGUUUUUUAUUCCAUCAUUUCACAGUUGAAACA
Halichondria panicea is the source of this 4035-nucleotide messenger RNA. Its product is annotated as mucin-17-like. Gene Ontology annotation, cellular component: membrane. Gene Ontology annotation, molecular function: protein binding. The transcript is spliced from 17 exons. The coding region runs from base 211 to 3942 and encodes 1243 amino acids. The record is from RefSeq and is a predicted model, not a curated record. Lineage: Eukaryota; Metazoa; Porifera; Demospongiae; Suberitida; Halichondriidae. Gene Ontology annotation, biological process: cell communication.